Durotheca rogersii is the source of this 478-nucleotide messenger RNA. RefSeq lists its product as uncharacterized. The record is from RefSeq and is a predicted model, not a curated record. The coding region runs from base 60 to 428 and encodes 122 amino acids. The transcript is spliced from 2 exons. NCBI's taxonomy places the organism in Eukaryota, Fungi, Ascomycota, Sordariomycetes, Xylariales, Xylariaceae.
AGCCGACUGGCCUUUAGGUAGGCGUAAUUGCAUAACCUGCCUGCCGGGCUGCACACCGCAUGUACCUACAUAACUCCCGCCAGAUGGACAUAUCCAGGGAAUAUCGAAGGACCUACAUCUCGUACCUACCUACCUACCUACCUAUCGUACAUAUCGUCCUCCCCAUCUCCGUCUCCAUCCCCAUCCCCAUCCUGUCUCUCUCCCUCUCCCUCUCCAUCUCUCUCGCCCUCUCGCCCUCUCUCGCCCCGUUCUCUAUCUGUCUCUUGGCGUUAGCGUUCGAUACCGUACUCAUAUGUACAAUACCACCAGGUAUUACCCUGUCCGUCUACGACCCUAGGAUAACGACGCGGAGCCGACUAGACGAGACUAACCACCUAACCCAACCAACGUACCCGAGCCUAUCUCGCAUUACCUACAUUCAGCCUUAACAAAAGAGCUGUCAAGCCAUCUUCGUCCCCUUCAGUCUGGUCUAAGGUAA